Molecule: messenger RNA, 969 nt
Organism: Penicillium vulpinum
Lineage: Eukaryota; Fungi; Ascomycota; Eurotiomycetes; Eurotiales; Aspergillaceae
Gene: pmeA
Product: putative pectin methylesterase
Exons: 3
Coding region: 1-969 (322 amino acids)
Biological process (GO): cell wall modification
Molecular function (GO): pectinesterase activity
Source: RefSeq, a predicted model, not a curated record
AUGUAUCUGCAAAACUUCCUCCUCACAGCCCUAUCCAUCGGCACGGGUGUUCUGGGUGCACCCGCCGAACUAGCCACUCGUUCAAGCAGGACUACUGCCCCCGCAGGUUGCCUGACAGUGGGUUCGGGUGGAACAUACUCGACCAUCACCGAGGCACUGGCUGCCCUUGGUUCUUCCUCAGCAGCAGCUUGUAUCUAUCUUGCAAGUGGCACGUAUGAGGAACAGAUUACUGUCAAAUAUUCCGGUGCUCUGACCUUCUAUGGCGAGACUGUUGAUACACAGACAUACAAGCAGAACACUGUUACCAUUACCCAUACUAUCUCUUCGCCUGAGGCUGGCUCGUUGGACAAGAGUGCUACUGUGAAUGUUGUCUCCAAUGGAUUCAAGAUGCAUAACAUCAAUGUGGUGAAUGGGUACGGGACUGGAGCACAAGCUGUUGCACUCGUCGCCAAUGCCAAUAAACUAAGCUUCUUUGCCUGUCAGUUCCUUGGAUACCAGGAUACCCUGUACGCCAAGUCGGGAACCCAGCACUAUGCCAACUCCAGAAUUGAGGGAUCAGUGGACUACAUCUUCGGCGCCGCUUCUGCCUGGUUCACCAACUGCGACAUCGUUUCCGUCGCUUCUGGUUAUAUCACCGCCAACUCGCGUGAGCAACCCACAGACAACACCUGGUAUGUAAUUGACGACUGCAACAUCAAGGCUGGGUCUGGAACUAGCAUUGGUGGCGCUGUAUACCUCGGUCGCCCGUGGCGAGUGCUUGCUCGCGUCAUCUACCAGAACUCCAGACUCGGUAGUUUGAUCAAUCCCAAGGGAUGGGCGACAAUGGCAGCGGGAGCUACUCCAGUUUUUUCUGAGUUCAACAAUUCUGGGGAUGGGUCGGAUACUUCUGCCCGCCUGUACGAGACUCCUAUCUCGGCUGCGGUUACAAAGGAGACGGUUUUGGGAAGUGAUUACGCUACUUGGAUUUGA